This is a messenger RNA of Drepanopeziza brunnea f. sp. 'multigermtubi' MB_m1, 441 nucleotides long. RefSeq lists its product as uncharacterized. Gene Ontology annotation, cellular component: cytoplasm; phagophore assembly site membrane; Atg12-Atg5-Atg16 complex. Gene Ontology annotation, biological process: nucleophagy; autophagosome assembly; C-terminal protein lipidation. NCBI's taxonomy places the organism in Eukaryota, Fungi, Ascomycota, Leotiomycetes, Helotiales, Drepanopezizaceae. The record is from RefSeq and is a predicted model, not a curated record.
AUGUCUUCUCCAUCGCCCACCCUCUCCAUAUCCGGCACGCCCCCUGAAGCCAUCCCUGAUUCCGCGCAGCAAGAACCCGACAUUCCCCUCACGCUUGCCUCGUCCAUGAUUCUGACGGCUCUGCCUCGCGACGCAGCCACAGCCCUGUCCUCCGCCGGCGAGUUCCCCAAACCCAAAAUCGCAGUCCACUUCAAGCCUGUAGGAAGCGCGCCGUCACUGCGGAACCAGGUCUGCAAGAUAUCGAGCGCGCAGAGGUUUGAGGUUGUGGUUACGUACUUGCGGAGGACGCUGAAGGUGGCAGAGGCGGAGAGCGUGUUUUUGUAUGUCAAUUCUAGCUUUGCGCCGGCACUGGAUGAGGUCGUGGGGAAUCUACACAGGUGCUUCAAGGAUUCCAAGGAUCAACUCGUUGUUACCUAUUCGAUGACACCGGCUUUUGGAUGA